AAAAGCUCCACACAGAAAAGUGGGUUUAAAAAUCAAGACUGAGGCAACUGGAAGCACAGAAAAAGAGAUUAUUUAACCCCACGAUGGGAUACAACAAGCUAUAUCUGCUCAUGCUACUGAGCAGUUGCACACUGGCUCAGCAAGACAAUGGCAGUAAUGAGAACCCAUCAACAUGUUUAUCUACAUCCAGAUUUAAGGUCAAUAAGAAAUACAUCUACCAGUACAUCACAGAGAGCAGCAAUGGUGUGGUUGGCACUGCCAACCUGAAGAAUGGCCCUAAAGUUACUUGUCAGGUAGAGAUUGAAGUCCCUCAGACUUGUGGAUUCAUCAUGCGCACUAUGGAAUGCACUCUCAGUGAGGUGGUGGCCAUGGAUCAUCAGGGUCAGCCAGUGUACAAACAGUCAAAUGGCUCAUGGGCCUUCCAGGCUGCCAUGGCAAGAAACCCUCUCAAGUUCUCAGUGCAGCAGACCACCAGUGUUCAGCUGUAUCCAGAGUCAACUGAGCCUGUAAACAUCCUCAAUGUAAAGAGAGGAAUCAUCUCUGCUCUAAUAGUUCCAGCCAUGGAUGAAGAGGAGGCCAGCCUCCUGAGCACAUUGCAUGGCCAGUGUUUAACUGAAAUCUUGGUCAACAAAAAGAAGGAUAUUGCAGUAGAUGUGACCCUAUCAAGAGAUCUGUCACAGUGCGACCAGUUCUACAGCCGGAAACUAGCAAACAGCCCUCUUGCGUUGGUGCAAAACCUGCACAGACCCUUGACCAAGCUGAUUACAAGCAAGCAAGAGUGCAACUACCAUUUUGAUAACAAAGGCAAGCACAUCAUAACUGCCAUGUGCAAAGAAAAACACAUCUACCUCCCCUUCUCCAAUAGGGACGAUGGAAUAUUGUCCGUGGUAACUCAGGAGCUCCGCUUUCAAAGUUGCAAAAGGAUGAACAAAAGAGUAUUUGAUGUUGACCCCAGCCACAAAAAGCCACUUUACUUCGAAGAGCCAGAAGACAAAUCCCCAUUCCAGACAAAGGAUGCUGCUCUCAGCACCCUGAGUGAUCUCCAGUCUUUGACAGGAUCUGACCAUGGUCAAAAGAGGACUAGCCUAUUCCAUAAACUGGUGUCUACCCUACGUAACCUGAGGAAUGAGACUCUGAGCCAGACAGUCUCUGAGAUGUUGCGUUUAUCAACAUGGUUUACCUGGCAGGCCUUGCUUCAGUGUGGAACCCCAGAGUGCACCAGCGCUAUCCUUCAGGCCAUCAGAACGCUUGAUGGCUUGGCACUCGAGGUUGACGCCCUGGUCUAUGUACUGAGUCUCCAAGCAAACCCUGAUGCGGCACGAGUCGGAGAUAUGCUCAGUAUGACUCAAUAUAAACAGAGCAAAAUCAUCAUGUAUGCUCUUGGCAACACAGUAAAGAAGUUCCAUCAAGGGAAGAAAACCCCUGAGGUCACGGCUGUCUCAGAGUUCAUGCGGACACUAUUAAAUGACUGCUCAGGAGAAAUGAAUGAUGAUUUCAACAACCUUCCUCCUGACCCUGAGGCGAUGUCCUUCCUUGUAUUGAGGGUUGUUGGCGUCAUGGGUCAAGCUAUGCAGACUGUCAGUCCUGACCUAAUUUCUUCCAUUAUGAAGUGUGUCAAAAGAAGUGACAUUUCAUUAUCCAACAAAAAAGCAGCUAUUCAGGCUUUUAGGCAAAUGGACAUUAAUGAUGAGAUAAAACACUUCCUCAAGGAGGUAUAUCAGGAUCCUCUGGGUGAUGUUGAGAUACGUAUUGCAGCCUACCUGAUCCUGAUGAAGAACCCAGACCAAGCUAUUGUGACAGACAUAGUGAACAAUAUAGAGGCCAUGAAGGAUGAUCAACUCAAGAACUUUGUGUUUUCCCACCUAAAAAAUAUCCAAAAGUCUAAUGAGCCACAAAUGCAUUGGUACAGGGAAUAUAUUGAACUCGCCUUGCAAGAUCGACUGUUAACCACUAAUGAGGUAAUUGAUGGCAAAUCACGCAACUACAAGAUUGAAUCUCCUGUGGGUGCAGUAUGGGGAAACAUCAUCUUUGAUGCCACAGAUACUUUACCCAAGGAAGUUAUGUUGGAGACCACUCUAAAAGUUUUUAACUACAACUAUGACAUCUUUGAGUUUUCUGUUGAGGGAAGAGGAUUAGAACCAACAGUUGAGGCUCUUUUUGGAGAGAACGGCUUCUUCCCGGACUCCAUUUCCAGAGUCAUGUAUUGGGCAGGUGAUCAAGCCCAGAUGAUCAAAGAGGUUUUGCACAGAAUGGCACCAAAGACAGACAGAAUUAAGAAACAGGCUUCACAGGCACUUCUGAAUGACAUUGCAAAGACCAUACGGAAGCUCAUGAAGGAUGUACGUUCUUCACCGACCCCUGAAGCCACUGUCUAUCUUAAGCUUUUGGGAAAUGAGAUGUAUGUGAAGACCAGCGAAAUAAGAAAGAUGGCAGAAAAUCUGUUCAUGUACUUCAGUGUGUUCUUCCAAGUUCUACCCCCUCAGAUAUUUUUUGAAUUCACCUCAAGGACUGAUAAUGAAUUCUUCAUUCAUUACAUCUUCAUGGAGAAUUCCUUCUCAUUAUCCACUGCCCUUGGCUUCCCUCUAAAGUUUUCACUGGCUGGAGUGUUUGCCCCUGGUGCCAAAGGAGGCAUGACCGUCUACUCAAACACAGGUCACCUGGCAUUUAUGCCUUCUAUUGGGUUAGAGUUCAUCACCCAAAUGGGUGUUCAUGCUCCUGAUUAUGUGGAGGCUGGGAUUGAGAUGCACACAAACAUGUACCACGAGCACUCCCUCAAUACAAAAGUUACCAUCAACAAAAGACAAAUUAGACUGUCCAUCCCUGCACCAAAAUCAAAUACACAGCUGUUUACUUUUAGCAACAAGUUGGUGUCAGUCUCCUCUGGUCAAGCAAUGACAAUACCAUUCCUUGUGGUGGACCGGACUAACUCGACCGACUGCCACCCCCUAUUCAGUGGUCUCAAAAUCUGCACUUUAGUUCAUUACUCAAAUGCAUCCUCCAGAGACCAGGCCCCAUAUUUUCCUCUGACUAGUGAAACAAUGGCUGCAGUUCUAAUCCAACCCACAGAGGAAGUUACGGAGUACACUGCCACCAUAAAGCGGGAAACCCUGAAAGAAGGAAAAAACGAUCGCUAUGAAAUUGAUUCUCUGAGGUUAACCCUAAAGGCAGAAGGUGAUGAUUCAACAGAAGCCACUGCAUCUCUAAAAUACAAUUGCAAUAAGAACAUUCUUACCACCGAAGUUGUCAUUCCCAAGUACGAUGUGGAACUUGGCAUCAGGAUGGCUGGAGUUGAUAGUGAUGCAAAUCAAAACAACAUGCGAGGCAUCACCCUUGAGGUCACCAGCAAGAACAUUCCACAACUGACGCUGGUGGGGCGUACGAGAAUUGAAUUGAUGAAAAAUGCAAUGCUGCAACUCCAGAUGGUCAUUCCAGCCCUCAAAACAAAUGCUUUGUUCACUGCAACCCUGAAGAAGCAUGAGGACAUCAUGAUGAUCAUAGAGACCAUGAUCAAGCUUCCUGAGACAUCCUACCAACAGACAGCUUCCCUUAAAUAUGAUAAAGAGAGAUUUGAGGUGCAAUUGAAAUCCGACUUGAAUUCAGAGAUUUGCCAAAUUUUGCCAAACAUGGAAUAUCAUCACAGAAGGUUGGAAAAACUCAUUGAUAAUAUCCUGGACCAGAAGGUUGCAAAAACGGACAUGAAACUGCGCCAUAUUGUCACCAAAGGAAUUGAGGCAGGUAAUAUUUGGCUGGACAAGUUGACAGUAAGCAUUCCUAUUCUUAAAAUCAUGCAAAAUAGGAGGCUCUCAGAACUCAUCGUGCCCUCUUUACCUGACAGAAUAUUCCUGCAGUUUGACAACUUGUUCCGAUACAAGUUCAACAAGGACAAAAUGGAAUUCUCGCUUCCUCUUCCACUGGGAGGCAAAAAGUUAGAGGAACUGAAUUUUCACAACUCCUUGUCAGUUCCUACUUUGGAUUUACCAGCAAUAAGUUUACAAGUCCCAGCCAAAAUCUAUAGACUACCAUCAUUCAUUGUACCUCCUGCUGUGGAUUUCACUGUGCCCCUUCUUGGUCUGGCGGAGGCAUUUAUCAAGAUCGACAGCAACUUGUACAGUUUGCAAGGCUCCAUUUCUGGCGGCAACUACACUGUUGAUAGCCCCAGAUACACUGUGCAAUACAAGGCUAUAACCAAGUCACCUUUCGACCUACUGAUAUACAAUCUUGAAGGAACUGCCAUGAUGUCAGGAAGACCUGAUGAUCAUCUUGAGUGUCUGGUGAAUCAUUCCUUUAACCACAGUCUCAUUCAAACAAGCUUAAGUGUCUCAGAAACUUUGGAUGUGACCAACAAACGACAUGCAAAGGCCAAUUACAAGAUUGAAGCAUCUGGUCCACUUGGCUUCCACGCCUCUUUCUACUAUGUUGCCCAGUCAACUUCCACAAUAGACUCAGAUGAAGUCACAGGAGAUGGCACCUGGGAUGGAACACUUAAAAUUGGUUCUUUCUUUACCAAUACCUCCUAUAGAAAUAGUUACAACCUGUACCCACAAGAAAGAAAAGGAAGAGGAGAGUCCAUCUUACGCUUUGACUCACCAUUUGUGCAAAUUCACAACACAAUCCACGGAGUCUACGCUAACUUUGAAUUGAAUGUUGUUUCCAAAACAAAUGUCCAGAAAGACAUCUUCAAUCAUGUGUCAGAACUCAACUAUAAGGACUCACAACUAACCCUGAAGUGUACUGGUGUUGCCAAAAUUGGGGGAAAAUUGCUGAGAAACAAAGUUGAGUUUGGUGUGUCCUACCUUAUGGUUAUCAUCAACGCUGAAUUAAUGGCAGAUGACGAAACCAAUCAAGCAUAUUACCUUAUAACAGGCACAUUGAACUCAAGAGGGCUUAAAGUAAACUCAGAUGGAUCUCUCACCUUUGACGAAGGUCGAGGAUUCCACAAAGCAUCCAUUGUUGUUGACAGAAAUGGUUUGACCACAGGUGGAACUAAUAGGAUUCAAUACAUACCUGUGACAUUUGAAAAUAUAUUCAGUGGAUCCAUAGACAGCAACGGAGCAUCAUUGUCCUCCAUGACUAAAGCAAUGGCUAAGGAAGGUUAUGUCGAGCUGAACAUUGAGGGUAAAAUUACUGCAAAGGAAAGCUCUUUCUAUGGUGUCUUCAAUGGUAAUGUGUUCAAUGCACACACAAGAAAUAAUGUAAAUUAUGUACUGAAUAGAAGAGCUUUCACCUUCAUCAGUACCAGCAUGGUAAAAAUGGGGCAAAUGAAAACAGAAAAUAGCCACACACUGGCCCUCACGCUAUGGACCGUAGCCCUUCACUCUAAGACUGGCUACUUCCUCUGUGAAGAUACUUACUAUAAGCAAGAUACCAAGAUUGAUAUGAAGCCAUUUGUCAUGACAUUUGAUGCAAAAACUGAAGUGAAAUUGUUUGAUCUUAGUUUGAACAAAGUGAGCCACAUAAAGCUUGAGCCAGUUAAGGUGUACCUGAGUGGAUCCACAGAUGGAGCUUACAGAGAAGAAGACAGUAUUAAACACACCUAUGAGAUAAACUACCAAGCCAUGUCAGGUAAAAUAAAAUCUAACACUUCUGGAAACCUAUUGGGUAUCAAUUUGUGCCAAACAUGUGAACUGGAGUUUGCUGGACUUUCCUCCGCAUCAUUUUGUCAGUCAGAAAUAAAUUCUAAGCCACUCCAUUUUGACAGCAUCAUACGCACCCAAGCACUGCCCUUCAGCCUCUCAGUCGAUGCUCUUUUCAACAGUGAUGGAGAAAUUAUUCUAUAUGGAAUGCAUUCUGGGCAACUGUACAGUCAGCUGCAAUUUAAAGCUGAGCCCUUAGUUCUUGUAUGUUCGCAUGACAGCAGAGUGUUAACCAUGCAUGCACUUUCAAAUUGGAAGAUGUCCACUCAACUAGAUCACAAAUUUGAUGGUUUCCUAAUGCCAAAUGAUCAAGCUCUAACGUGGAAAAUCAAAUCUAAAUUACACAGUCAUUCUUAUGACCAGAAUAUCAGUGGCUAUAACAACCCACAGAAAGCUGGAUUUGAGUUUUCGGGAGUAAUGCUCACAGAUGCUUUCCACGGAUUGAACAUGAAUAUUGGAUCAAUAGAAGAAAUGCAAGAAUUCAGUAUAGGUGGUUUCCUCAAAUAUGACAAGAGCAGCAGUAAUAUCAUUGCAAUUCCAUUUCCUUUUCUUGCUGCUUUUGAAGAACUGAAGAAUACAUGUAUAAAUGCUUUGGAAACACUCCAACGGUACAUCAACAACCUGGAUAUUAAUCAGAUGAUAUCUGACUUCAGAGUCAAGCUAGAUCAGUUACCAUCACAAGUCAAUGACUUCAUAAAAGAAAUGGAUUUGGAAAACAAAGUGAAUCAAAUCAAAGAAAAAGUCGAUUACUUUAUAAAUGGGUUUGAUGUAACAAUGGAUGAUCUGGAGGUCAUGAUGAGCAACUUGAAAAAGGAUUGUGAAAAUAAAGUGUUAGAGAUCGCUACCAAAAUUAGAAACCUGAUACUUUCAGUCAAUGACUACCUUAAGUCAAGACAAAUUUCUGAAAAAUUAAUACAUGUGCUUGCUGUAGCUGAAAAUAAACUGCAUGUAUUUAAUGAGAAGUACAAUAUUAAGGUAUUACUACUUGAAGCUCUGCAAGCCAUAGAGAACAUUGUUGAAAAUGUUGAUUUAGUGAAAUUCACAGACAGCAGCAUUGAUUGGCUGCAGGAAUUAGAUUCAAACUAUGGAGUACGAGAGAAAAUCAAAAAAAUCCUGGCAGACAUGAAAGAUAAAAUUGAGAGUUUUGAUGUUAAGAUAUUAUUUCAACAAAUGAACAUGUUUCUUCUUUCAACCAAUAUGGGCAUUGAGAAGCUUUUGUAUGAAAUUCCUUACACAGACAUUGCAAAUGUGAUGGAAUCUAUAAAUGAUGUUUUAGUCAACUGGAUUGACGAAUAUGAAAUCCCCAACAAACUCAAUGCAAUAUAUUCCUAUAUCAGGGAUCACAUUUUAAAAUAUGACCUUGAUGAUAUAUUUAAAGAAAUAAUUGAUCAGGCUGCAAUUCUCAUCAAGAAAAUAAAAAUUGAGGAGACUGUGCAUUCAAUAGUCAAUGCUGUGAACGUUCUCAAUUUUGAAUUAAUUCAUGACCAAAUGCUACAAUUUAUCUACAGUGUGAAAAAAUACCUUAGGCUAAUUGAUUUAAAUAAAAGAAUUGAAGAACUUAAUAAAGAUAUUUCAUCAGCUAUUCAGUCACUGAAUGAUUUUGACUAUAAUUCAUUUGUUAAUAAGGCCAACAAGAAAAUAGCAGAAGUAACAAAUUGCAUAAAUGAGAGGAUAAAAAAAUAUGAGAUAGUGUUCAAAUUUGAAGCUGUUAGAGAAUUUAUCAGAAAAAUUCAAAGUAUAAUUUUCCAUUAUAUUGAAAAACUAAAAAAUACAAGAGUGGCUGACUCUCUGAAGAAACUGAAAGAUGUGAUUGACAGUACAUUUUACAUCGACAUCAAAAUGAAAGUUCAGGAUAUCAUUGAAGACAUCAGGCAGAGAAUUUUUGAAAUGGAUAUCAGAGAGGAAAUGUACUUUUACCUCCAAAGAGCAAGUGAAUCCUACAGCAAUAUUUCGGCCAAAGUCAACCGACUGAUCGUGGAGAUCAGCAAAUUGGUGAACGACAGUGAGAUCCUCUGUCAGAUAAAGCAAACCAUCGAUGAUGGUUUGAAUGAACUAAAUAAUACUGAGAUACAAGUUUACAGUUUCACAGUGCUUUUUACAGACCUUGUCAUUCCUAGAUUUACAAUCAACAUGAACAAAUUGCAUGAAAUCACCAUUCCAGCAGAAAUCUCAGUCCCAGAGUUUAACAUUAUUGGCUCAGUUACAGUUCCCGCAUUUACAAUAUCUUUUGAUGAGCUCAAAGCCAAAAUCCUUGCAAUGAUAGAUUACAUCAAAGGAUUUGAAAUGCCUGCCAUUGAUCUUGACGGGAUAUUUGGUGACCUGAAAGUUCUUUACAUAUUUUCCCUACCAGAUGUCACCUUCCCUGAAAUAACACUUUCAGAAAUCAAAGUUCCCACCAUCAACAUGCCCAAAUUACAUAUAAAGGACUUUGAUGUCAUGCCAGGAAUCAAACGGCCUGAUAUUGCUCAUGAGAAUUGUGUCCAGGUUUUUGGAAAAUUCCAAGGUGAAUUUAAGGUGAACUUCCCUGUGUACACUCUGGGUACUACAGGAAUGAUUGAACAUUCAACAUCUAGUCCACAAAGCCCAAAAUUUAAAGCCACUAUUCAUUCACAUGCCAAAUCAACCAUCCAGAUCAUGGAAUAUACCUUUGAUGCAAUGGCUCAGUUAGAGGCACCUGGAUUAAAGGAAUUGAAAUUUACAGAAAUUAUAAAAGUUUCACAUUCGGCUUUUUCCAUUGAACAUGAUGCAUCCUUGGUAAUCAUGGGUUCUUUGGCUGAGGUCUCUGCGCAGACUGUAUCUAAGGCAACUACUUCAAUGUACACAGCAGACUUGGUCAACAGUAUGACACUCUCACUGAGGAUUGGCAUUUCUGUAACUACAACCACAUCUUACAACCACAACUUCAAUAUAACAUCAAUGGAAAUUUCAAGUCAGACAUCAGUGAAACACUACAUGGCAUCUACAGUGGACAGAGGAAUUACUUGGAGUAGUAAAACAACUGCUUAUGGAAAGUGGUCCUGGGAAAACUACUCUGAUGAAGGUACACAUGAAAGCACUUUAGAAUUUAAUACAAAUUUUAACACUACCAAGUUAACUUUUCUCGGAGACAUAGAUUGUACCGCAUUAAAAGUGAAGCCAAUUCUGAAACUGGAAUCACUGACCUUUAGCCAUAUUGUUGUGGAUGCUCGAUGUGAAUUGGAGGCUUCAUUUAUGAAGAGUGUCAUUGGUGCCAAUGGAGAGGCCAAUAUCUGGGACCUGAAAGUUGCAUUGACAGCGUAUCAUGAUUCACAACUCAGUGGAUGUGUUACUGGUUCCAUUUACAACACUAUGGAAUUCAUGUCCCAUUCUUUUGAAACUGUGUAUGAUGUGAAGAAUAAAGUAACUAUAAACAUGGUUUUCCCCUUGAAACUUACUGGUAAGGUGGAUCUCCAGUAUGACUAUGGUACUAAAUUAAACUCUGAGAAGCAACAGAUUUACUGGACUGGUUUAGCCAGAUUCAACCAAUACAAGUACAACUACAGCAUUGGAGCAGAACACAAUUACAAUAACGUUACCUUCAAUUUACAAGCUUAUGGCGAAGCCAAUGUGGACUUUUUGACUGUUCCUUUCUCAGUCCCAUUGAUGAAUGUACCUUUCCUGGGAAUCACAACUCCUGAAGUUAAAAACCUUUCCUUAUGGGAACAUGCUGGAUUAAAAACCUUGCUUACGACUCCUCAACAGUCAUUUGAUGCACACCUGAAGUUUACUUACAAGAACACAGCUGCACAUAGUUUUGACUUGCACUUAGAACCAAUCUACGGUGCCAUCAGUGACAGUGCUGACAGAAUAAGGGCUAAAUUUGAAUUUGAACAUAAUACAAACAAAUUAGUUGAACUCCUGAAGGGGUAAUCCAACCAGGCCAAAUCACAGUAUAUAAAAUACAAACUUGAAACAUCGUCUUUCACCAAGAAUCUUCAGUGUCCCUGGAAACAAUACCUGUACUAAUAUAGUUUUCAGCCUUCUGAACUGAAAUGUCUGCCUUUAAAUACUUUGUUCUCACUACACAAAGUACCAUCUUUGGGAUAUUCUGUUCUGUCCUAUACUCUUGUGCUACCAUUCCUAGAGGCACCUGCCAUUCAUGUCCCAGAAUGAAUUUGAGUCAAAUAAAGCUUUCAAUUCACGCUGUAAGUCUCCUUCGGAUCAGCAUUGAUGUUCCAUGGCUCGGAAACAUAACAUGACCUCUCCUAUAAAAUCCAGCGUAAUGACCUUAAGGGCAAAUGCUGGACUUUAAAACCUGUCUGACAUAAUUGCUCAAUUUGCGGCAUCUGAGACAUCUGUGUUAAAUAUUUUCAAUUGUGGGAAGUAACAAAGUACAAAUACUUUGUUACUGAACUUCAGUAGAUUUUUCAAGUCAGAGAGAGCAACCACUGUUGAGCUCUUAACAAUAACAAAUUCAGGUGUCUGCUCAACCUUCUGCUCUCCCUCAGCCACACAAACAGGGUGGAUCUCAUGUCUGUUGAGUGCAACAUUCCCUAGCUCCUACAUCCUAGAUGCUUCGACUGUGACCCCAAAGUUGUUCUCACACUGUCAUGUUAAGGUGCAUCUCAAUUGUCUUAAAUGUGCAUCAAGAAACGAGGAUGAACAUCGAGGAGCCUCCAUUGAGGAGCUAUAACUGAGGAAUCUCUUAUGUCUUGUAGAUCCAGCUGGAUCGUAAACAAAGCAGGCCUCAAAAUUAAAUAGGUACUCUUUUGUGUUUGUCAUGCCUUGAUUGUUGUUUUACUGAGACUCUUUUAUUUUGGGCAGUAUUUAAGACUGAAAUUAUUCAAUUACACUAGCUUAUGGUUAGUAAUCAAUGAAAGUCUGUAAUAAUUAGGAAGUAAUUUUGUCCAAUGCAUUUGAUCACUUUAAAAGAAAUAAAAAACGUUUUGAUGGUUCUACAUUGUUUUUGCAUUCCAUGUAAUACAUAAGCAACAUAUGAACGCUGUAUAUAUAUCUAAGUCACUAUAAAUAUGUGCUGCAAAAGGGGUAGCCCACUCAUGAUCCAUGAUGGGAUCUCUGGUGGCAGGAGUUAACAUGUUAGCAGAGGAGCGACGCUCAAGGUCCGACAAGGCUGCAAAUUAAAAAAAAAUGAGACGUGCCAGCCACCUUGGCACAAGGAAGGACUCGCCUAUACACAUUACCCUGCUUACAAUUUUUAUUUCGCUGAACAAUCUGAUCUGCGAUUGUCUGACGACCAGUCCAGGUUGUAGCCCGCCUCUCGUGCAGUCAGCUGGGAUAUGCUCCAGCACGCCCGCGACCCUAGUAAGGAUAAGCAGUACGGAAAAUGGAUGGAUGGAUGAACAAUUUGAUAUUGCAUGGUUGCCGAAUGGUUAGCAUGACAUGGAUUUGUGGGUUCAUAUCUGGGCUCCAGCCUUUCUGUGUGGAGUUUGCAUGUUUUCCUCAUGCUUGCGUAGGCUUCCCCCACAUUCCAAAAACAGGAAAUGUAAUUGAAGAAUAAAUUGUCCUUAUGUGUAAAUAUCGGUAUGAAUUAGGGAUGUACCAAUAUUCAAGAUACUGUGAUAUCACGAAAUUAAUAGUGCCUCGAUAUCGUUGUGGUCUUGUCUCGAUAUAAAAUAAUGAGCCGUUGUGUUUGAAAUUUAGUUUUGGGCCGGCUGCUACAGCUACACUACUGCGCUCCACUCCCUCAUUAAGACUAUAAACGCACCCAAUUGGACGCGUAACCCAUGCCAUCAUAUGGGUACGUCACAAAAAAUACAUUGAUUGGCUGACUGGCACACGUGACCAAAAGGCUGCAAUGGGAGGGAUGCAGAAACAUCUCGAUGCCCUGAGUCCCUCCCCGUAGCAGCUAUGCAUCGCAAUCGAUUGCGCAAGAGGCGCCUUGUUGUUCACGCCUGCCUCUGUCCCAGCAAACGCUGACCCACGGGCCGGCAUUGACUGCUAAUGGACCUCCACUUCUUGAAGCUGCAUCCACUACUGCCCCCCUUCGAAGAGAUACACUGAGGAACAAUUUUUAAAAUAAAUUAUUUUUAGUUAGAUUUGUAUACGUAAAACUAAAUUUGGCAUUCUGAUUCCCAAAUUGCAGUCAUUUUUUUUCUAGCACGUCACGUGGUACGAUCCUCCAUAGUGAGCAGAUGCAUAAAACCCGCAAAUGAGGCAAGGGGCCUACCAGGUCCACAUGCACGUGGUCAAACCUCCUUUCUGGAAUUGGAAAAGGUUUGAGGAUGGCUUUGGUGUACCGGUGGACUUUGGCGCGCUGACACGCCAUGCACGUAGCCACCCACCCCUAAUGUCCUUCCGUAGUCCCAAGAGGGUAGCAUUUGCGAGGGUGGACUUAGCCUGCUGAAAACCCUGGACCCUCUGAGGAGUCCACGGAGAGGGUCAUUAGCUUUCUUGCCACGCGAAGUACCAUAAACAUGCUGCCGAAAGUGGGCCGCAUGAUGAAGGAACCGAUUAUAAAAAUUAACUAUGCCCAAGAACUCCUGUAGUGCUCUAACUGAGAUAUGACGGGGGAAAUCUGCACUAUGCAAGGCAAAGGAAUCACGCCCUGUGACGAAAUACAGUGACCUAAGAAAUCAAUCAACGACAAACCAAACUAACAUUUUGCUGGGUUGACAAUCAGGCCGUGGGCAUCAGGACGUCUGAAAACUUGCGUUAAGUCCGACAGAUGUUCCCCAGGGAAAGAACUUGCCACUAGAAUGUCGUCUAAAUAAACAAACACAAAAACAAGGUCACGCAACACAGAGUACAUUAGCCCAUGCAAAGUCUGAGCCGCCCUCUCCAGGCCAAAAGGCAUGCAAAGAAAUUCAAACAGCCCGACUGGGGUUAUCACCGCGGUUUUGGGCACACGACCCGGUGAUAACCGUGGACCAGGUCCACUUUUGGUAAAAUGGCAGCACCUGCCAAAUGUGCGGAAAAAUCCUGGAUGUGGGUAAUGAGGUAGCGGUCAUUCGCAGUAAUAUUGUUCCACCUACGAAAGGCACUACAAGGCCGCGAAGAACCGUCUGCCUUUGGGACCAUGGUGCAAAGGUGAGGCCCACUGGCUUUUAGAAUGCCUCACAAUGCCCAAGCGCUCCAUAGUAGCAAACUCCUCCUUAGCAAUGUUCAAUUUGGCUGUCUCGAGGCAAAAACUGGUGGGGCUACUGUGGGAAUGAAAUGCUCCCCCCCUUGCUUUGUACCGGCGGUGGAAAAAAGUCGUGAGAAAAACGUCACCCGAUGAUAAAUAAUUAGCGUGUGUUAACGGUCCAAGGCCCCCCAGCUCCAAAAGUAGCGAAAAACAGCAUCAAUCAAAUGGCUAUUAACAACAUCAACAAGUAGUCCAUUAGCACACAGAAAAUCUGCCCCGGUAAUGGGGACAGUGAUGGAGGCGACAAUAAAGUCCCACUGGAAGUUACGUCCAUGGAAGCACACAGUCACCAACUUGGAGCUGAAUUCUUUGAUGUGUGAGCCGUUAGCUGUGUUCAGCCUGUCUAUUCGCCCUCUCUGAGUCACAGAAACUGUAACUUCCUGAGCAGAAGUUGCUUGAGUGCAUCGUAUUUUCCGUUACUUGGAGGUGCGCGCAGCAGCUGCAUAGUGCAACGCGUUGUGUGUUGGUCGAGGGCCGCAACGACCAUGUAAUACUUUGAAUCAUCUGCAGUGAUUCCUCUUAGGUGUUACAACGCUUCGACAUGCUAAAAGAAGGAAACCAGAAUCGCUUUGCCAAAACUCCGGCAGAUUCACCGGGGUGGCGAUGACAGGCAAGGUUGCGAGAGUAGGGGUGACAUAAAGGCCAAGGAAGUCACAUCUUCGUCCACUGCUAUCAUGUCGGGGUCACCAAUGUGGCAGGAUAAAAGGAUGCACGUACUUGAAUCAAGAUGUUUUCAUUCUUUCACAAACAACAAACAAACAAAUAUAAACAAACAAUCCUUCACACUCACAUUCACACCUACACGCAAUUUAGUCUUCAAUCGCCCUAUCGUGCAUGUUUUUGGAAUGUGGGAGAAAAACCGCAUUACCCAGAGAAAACCCACGUAGGCACAGGGAGAACAUGCAAACUCCACACAGGCGAUGCCGGAUUUGAACCCUGGUCCUCAGAACUGUGAGGUGGAUCUGCUAACCAGUCGUCACCAUGCCGCCAAACAAUGAUUUGCAAAUCCUUUUUAACCUUUAUUCAAUUGAAUACAAAGACAAGAUAUUUAAUGUUCAAACUGAUAUACUUUGUCGCCCCCCCCUCCCCCCAAAUAUUCAUUCAUUUUGAAUUGGAUGCCUGCAUUCCAGAGAAGUUGGGACAGGGGCUCUGUUACAUCGCCUUUCUUUUAACAACAAUCAAUAGGCAUUUUGGAACUGAGGACACUAAUUGUUGAAGCCUUUUAGGUGGAACUCUUUCUCAUUUUGCUUGAUGUACAACUUCAGUUACUCAUCAGUCCAGGGUCGCCUUUGUCGUGUUUUUGCGCUUCAUAAUGCGGUACACAUUUUAAUGGGAGACGUCUGAACAUCUGGCAGGCCAGUCUAGUACUCAUACUCUUUUACUACGAAGCCAUGCUGUUGUAACACAUGCAGAAUGUGGCUUGGCAUUGUCUUGCUGAAAUAAGCAGGGAUGUCUCUGAAAAAAACGUUGCUCGGAUGGCAGCAUAUGUUGCUCCAAAACCUAUAUGUAUCGUUCUGCAUUAAUGGUGCCAUCACAGAUGUGCAGGUUACCCAUGCCAUGGGCACUACCACAACCAAUACCAUCACAGAUGCUGGCUUUUGAAUUUUCAAUAAAAAUCGGGAUUCUGGCCCGCAAGACACGGCGUCCUUAAUCACUAAAUAGUCUCUCUCAAAGGGCUUCACAGACCCACAGUUGGCAAUGAUUUACGACAUCCCCCUUUCUAAACCUCCCAAUCGGGCAAGGAAAAACUCAAAACUCCAGAAAAAAGAAACCUUGAGAAGGGACGACGGAUGGGGGUCAUCCCCCUUCCAGGAUGACCAAACUGCAAUGGAUGUCGAUUGUCAACAUUUAUCGCAUAGUCUGGUUCUGUACAAUGUUCAUUAUGAUGGCAAGAUGCUGUACAAUAUUCAUUAAGGUAGCAUAAAAGUCAAUUUAAGGUAAAAAGGCACCACAAGUAGACACCUUCGGGAAAGUGGUUCUGCCUCAGCACCUGGCCAGGUCGGUUGGAGCAGAAGCCACAAUGGCUACGACUCGGGGAAAUGGUCCACCUGAGAGCUUGUCCAAGUUGGUCGGUGCAGAAUCCAAACAGCAACAGCCUCAGAUUCGGUCAACGUCACCUCACCCUCCCUCCGAGCAGGAGACGAGGGGGGAGGAGAUAGGACAAGCGGCAGUAAAAUAGGCCUACAUGUACGUAAACUUUUCAACUGUGGAAUGUUCCAAACAGGUGUUUUUAGUAUUCCUCAACUUUGCCAGUCUUGUGUUGCUCUUGUCCUUUUUUGAUUGUGUUGCAGGCAUCAAUUUAAAAAUAAGAGAAUACUUGCUCUGUUCAUCAGUUUGAACAUUAAAUAUGUUGGCUUUGUAGUGUAUUCAAUUGAAUAUAGGUUGAAAAGGAUUGGCAAAACAUUGCAUUGUGUUUUUAUUUAUGUUGUCCACAAUGUCCCAAGUUCAUUGGGAUUGGGGUUCACUCCAAGUUGAUCCCAAGUGAGUGGGACCAGUAUAUUCUUGGUUUAGUAAACUAUGCCAUGGCUAUGUACUGCUAGUGGAAGUCCCACAAACGUAGGAAAGCCAAACGCCGUCUUGUAUGAGUCCACAGCACUAACCAGAGACUCACGCACCACGGUGAAUUUCACUGCCUCGUCCAGGAGCUGCAUCUGGAUGAGGCCGGCUGACCUGUGCCAAGUUCGAUGACCUGUUGGCUCGGAUUGGUGACAGGAUUUCCUGGAUGGGUACCAACUGCAGGCGUUCCAUUCCAGCUACGUAACGCCUGUGCACUUGUCUCGGGUAAGUGACAGUUUCAUAUUGGUAAACGGUGUGUCAAAAGAAGUAAACAUUCACUGCUUCUAAGAGUCACUCCGCGGCAGUUUCCAGCACUAAUCAUCAAUGGAUUUUGAUGUGAAGUAAUAGCAAUAAAUAUUGUUAAAAUAACUACAUAAUGCUGGCAAGAAACACUAGCUUUGUAAAAUACUUCAAUUCAGCACUGAGUGGGGGACGUGCAGGAAGAGUCGCGGCCCAGCUGCUGCUGCUGGAUCGAGGAAGAGCCCCAAUGCUGGGUGAGCCCGUUUCUCUGCGUAGCUCACAGCAGCCGGGCCACAGCUUUCCACUGUGUGAAACUGAAGUAUAUUAUCGUGGCAUAUGUUUGAAGUGUCCAUGCUUAAUGUGUCCUGAAAUUUAUAUAAAUUAAUUAGCUAGUCAGCUGCCGUCUUCAUCAAUGCAUGAGGUGAGGUUUAUCUCCAAUUCUCCAAUUUUCUGAGCUAGAUAUGUCGUUAAAAUUCUUUGUGAUGUGUCCUGGAGUCCCCUUUUUGGAGCUUUGGGGGCGCUUGUUGCCUCACCCCUCUCUCUCUCUCUCUCAGUCUCUGUCUCUCUCUCGCUCUCUCUCUCUCUCUCCCUCUUUCUCUCACUCAUCACUGCCUGCAUAUAAGCCUGCCAGAUCCAGGAAUUCAUCGCCAGAGUAUUAACACUCUAUUGUGGUACACAGGCCGACUCUCACAUCCUUGUAAGCAAGUUCUUAUCCGACGACCCCAACUGUAUUCAUCCUGUUGUGUUUUCUCCCAAUUCCAGUGCUCCUUCCGUGCCUCCCGUGCUGCCCACUCCAACCACGGCGUCAAGCUCUUCCACUUCCUUACGUUCCUGCUUCCUGCACCGUCCUUGGUCCAACGAACAAUGACUCCGUCUUGGAUAUCCAAACUCUUGCCGCUUCCAAAUAAAACAUUCUCAUCUA
Phyllopteryx taeniolatus (common seadragon) is the source of this 16453-nucleotide messenger RNA. RefSeq names its product apolipoprotein Ba (gene apoba). Gene Ontology annotation, biological process: cholesterol homeostasis; lipoprotein transport; triglyceride mobilization. The coding region runs from base 84 to 9521 and encodes 3145 amino acids. Gene Ontology annotation, molecular function: low-density lipoprotein particle receptor binding; cholesterol transfer activity. NCBI's taxonomy places the organism in Eukaryota, Metazoa, Chordata, Actinopteri, Syngnathiformes, Syngnathidae. The transcript has 25 exons. The record is from RefSeq and is a predicted model, not a curated record. Gene Ontology annotation, cellular component: low-density lipoprotein particle; mature chylomicron; very-low-density lipoprotein particle.